AUGGAGUGGACGAAGUUAGAACACGCUUUCGCUGUUGAGGCAUUUUUUUCAAGCGGUCACUCAAUCGUCGCAACGCAACGUGAAUUCCGCAGACAUUUCAAUAUUGCCCCACCCCUGGUCGUGUUCCUGGCCGGCAGUCGAUUGUUUCAUGGUUUAGCUGGAUACAAUUCCCCCGAGGCUGAAGCAACCCGUCCGCAAGUACCCCCCCUCUCUCUUCCUCUUUCCUUUUCUUCACAAGUCACUGUUUAUUUUUUUCUUAAUCAAUUUCCUUCAGUAGGUUGUUCUUUCUUUCUUUCUUUCUUUCUUUUUUCUUUCUUUCUUUCUUAUGCCAUUCAUUAUCUAUCUAUCUAUCUAUCUCAUACAGUUCAUUAUCUAUCUAUCUAUCUAUCUAUCUAUCUAUCUAUCUAUCUAUCUAUCUAUCUAUCUAUCUCAUACAGUUCAUUAUCUAUCUAUCUAUCUAUCUAUCUAUCUAUCUAUCUAUCUAUCUAUCUAUCUAUCUCGUACAGUCCAUUAUCUAUCUAUCUAUCUAUCUAUCUAUCUAUCUAUCUAUCUAUCUAUCUAUCUAUCUCAUACAGUUCACUAUCUAUCUAUCUAUCUAUCUAUCGAUCUAUCUAUCUAUCUAUCUCGUACAGUCCAUUAUCUAUCUAUCUAUCUAUCUAUCUAUCUAUCUAUCUAUCUAUCUAUCUAUCUGCAAACAUCUUUUACUCCCUUGCCUAUUUUAUUUUUAUUUCUCUUUCUAUAUCCGUUUCUUUCAUUUAA
Molecule: messenger RNA, 759 nt
Organism: Acanthosepion pharaonis
Lineage: Eukaryota; Metazoa; Mollusca; Cephalopoda; Sepiida; Sepiidae
Source: the annotation of a GenBank genome assembly